AUGAAGUACCAACAUCUCACCCCCGAGGAGCAAGAACAUUUCCUGACGAAGGGAUGGCUUCGCGUUCCAGGGGCAAUCAAACAAGAAUACAUCGACAAGUGGAUGCAAGACCUCUGGGCCAGAGUUGAUUAUGAUGAACAUGACAAGUCAACCUGGCACACCGACUACUUGCACCUUCCGAGGCAUCGCGAAGUUCCAGCCGAAGAGUUCGCACCAGAAGCGUGGAAUAAGAUUGUCGAAAUCUGUGGUGGUGAGGAUCGCAUCGAUCCUGUCCGCGAGCGUUACUAUGGCGACGCUUUCAUCAUCAACUUUGGCUCAGAGGAGAAGGCGAAGCAAAAGGGCUCGUUUGAUCCACGGGAGCAGAGGGGUUGGCACACGGAUGAUGACUGGUAUCGGAUGUUUCUAGACUCAUCAGGAAACGCUUUAACAGUCAUCCACGUCUUCACUGAUAUUCCUGAACGAGGUGGAGGUACUUGCGUCUGCGAAGAUGGCCUUAAAGGUGUUAUGAAAUGUCUCUAUGAACACCCCGAGGGCUUGGACCCGCCCAUUAAUGGUCAGAACUGUGCUCACGUCGGGGGCUGCAACGAGUUCUCAACGGUUGUCGCAAAGAAGGGUGAUGUGAUCUUGCUUCAUGGGCUUCUACCGCACACGGCUAGUCCAAACUACCUCCACUACGCUCGUGUCAUCAGUAACCCUCACGUAUCUUUGCACAGCCCCUACAACUUAAACCGUCCGGACGGGGACUAUAGCCUACUUGAACAAGUCAUCCUUCGAAACCUUGGCAGAGAAUCCCUGCCUGAGUACAAGCCAACACGAGAACGGAAGUUUUGGUAUCCUCGUAACGCAGGCUUCAAACGCGAGAAAGCUGCAGCUGAGCUUGAGAGGAUGAUUGCCGCUGCCAAAGCCAAGGGACUGGAUGAAACCGCAGUUGACAGCAUCUACCUCCGGAAAGGAACGCAAGAGUAUCGGGACUUUGAGAAGCGUAACGGAUUUGACAAAGCCGUGAAUGAAGUCAAUGGCUUACUCAUGGAACAACACAAGCUCUCCGCACAAUGGUGGCGCAAGCCCUUCAGCAUGCUCCAGACGAAUCUCCGCGAGAUCGAUGCGGACAUGAGUGUGGAUGACGUGGCGAACUACAUUCAGGAUCAUGGAGCAAACGCCUGGUUGAUUGGAAUAGGAGGAAUUCAGGCGCAGUAUCCCACGGAGUUGGCAUUUCACUCCAAGAAUGUGUUAUUGUCUCAACGAGAAAGCGGAGAUCUCAUCCAAGACGCCCUGACAGCCGCUCGCUCGAGGGGCCUCCGGCUCCUGGCCCGAAUGGACUUUUCAAAGGUCUCAGCGGAAGUUGCAGCAGAGCAUCCAGAAUGGUGCUUCAUCUCUCCGACGGGCAAUCGACAAGGGCAUACCGGGGACCUCUUCUCAGUUUGCCCCUCGGGUGGCUACUACCAAGAGCGAAUCUUCGACAUUUUGGAGGAAGUGAUCAAGCGGUAUCCGGUGGACGGCUUCUUCAUCAACUGGACUUCGAUGAACGAGGAAGACUAUUACAAACGCUAUCACGGAGUCUGCCAUUGUGACAGCUGUCAAAAAGGCUGGCUCGCCUUCUCUGGAGGACUCGAGCUUCCUAAGGGACCGAAAGAUCCGAACUACGCUGAGUGGCUCAGAUUCAGCCGAGAAGUUAUCGACGAGCUCACUGCUCGGAUCCGCGUCUUUAUCUCCAACAGACUUCCAGAUGCCUGUCUCAUUCUUGGAAAGACAGCAGAUAUCAUGUUUCAUGAGGCCAAUAAUGCCGUUGGCCGAGAGCUUUGGCACCAUGCGACGACGGAAAUGGUGAGCUCUUGGAUGUCGUACCGACCGAACGUUCCCGUCCUGGUGAACUCGACAUGCUUCAUGGACAUGCCAUACCGGAUAGCAAGUGAAGAGCCGGCUCAUUUUGCUCAAUACUUGCUUCAGUGUAUCUCUCGUGGAGGUUACCCUUCGACCUACAUGAUGGGUACUCCGGGCAAGAUUCCGUACCUGUGCCUCGACAUUGCGGGAGAGAUCACAAGAUUUCACAAAAAAUGGAGCGACAUUUACGACGGCCUGCGACCCUGCGCGAAGACAAGUCUUGUGAAGCCUGAUCGAGCUCAGAUGACUGGCACCCAGUUCGAAGAGGCUUUAUCAGAAUACCGGGGUCUCUACUCAGCCAUGCAAGAGCUUCAUGUUCCCUUCGAUGUCGUCUCACAGGAGCAUCUUUUAGCGAUGGCUGAAAGUGGAGAGUUGACUCGAUAUAAGGCCAUCGUCGCUCCUAAUCUCGGCAAGCUUACAUCGGCUGAGGCAAAGGCUUUGGAUGACUGGGUAUUUGCAGGCGGUCACCUGAUUACAACUGCAUCAACAGGAAUUGACGAGACCGGCUCAGCUCAGCUCAAGUCUCUCCCCUUCGAACGCCAAGUCGAAAAGGACGGCAACAGAGAACGUCUGUGGUCGACUUAUUUCGCGCCCCCGCAGACAAGCAAAGAUUCGCACGUUUAUAACGGACCUAUCGUCCCUCUUUACGGCGUUUAUCACUCAUUCGAUUGGAAGAAUGACUCACAGGGUGGCUAUAACAUGCUCGCCCACGCACCGUUCUCGCCCCCUGAGAAAGCGUACGGGAACGUUCAAGUAGAACAACGUGGCUACGGAACAGCAACAUUCGGCAGCGGCAAGGGCAUCGCCAUUCCAUUCACUGUGGGUCGAGGGUAUCGUGAACUCGGUCUUGGUGUCUUCAGGGACUUCUACUCUGGAAUUCUAAGGGACGAGGGCGGCGUUCAAGAACCACUUUCUAUCCACGUCGCCGAACAAGUGGAGGUUACUCUGAAUCGAAAUGGGAACAAGAUGGUAGUGCAUCUUGUUAACAUGUCCGGUGCACGGAAGCAGAACUUCGGUUCGCAUCUACCCAUUGUCGGCGGGAAGAUCCAGAUCACCGCUUCUGGACACAAUAUCGCGGCGCAGGCGCUUAAAAAGGACGAGACUCUCGAGGUGAAGGAUGGGGAGAUCAUGCUUCCAACUUUGGACUUGUACGAGGUUGUCGUGAUUGAAGGUAUUCUUUAG
Messenger RNA from Colletotrichum karsti, 3063 nucleotides. RefSeq lists its product as uncharacterized. Lineage: Eukaryota; Fungi; Ascomycota; Sordariomycetes; Glomerellales; Glomerellaceae. The record is from RefSeq and is a predicted model, not a curated record. Gene Ontology annotation, molecular function: beta-galactosidase activity. The transcript is spliced from 4 exons. Gene Ontology annotation, biological process: carbohydrate metabolic process. Bases 1 to 3063 code for a protein of 1020 amino acids.